CGAGCGGUGAGCGGCAGAAGAGGAGUGGGGUUGAUCGGUGGUGCGUCGUCACAUGUCAGCGGGCAGCAUCAGCAGUGGAUCAAUGCACAAAAAGCCGUCAGUUGUGUCCCCACUGUGAAUCUGUACCAGAGUUGCUGGAAAGGAGCGAGGUGUAUGCUGGAAAGACUUUAAGCUGAUAUGAAGACUCAGUAGCUCCCAUCAGUGAAUAGUGCAUCAUAAACUUAUCCAGGACUGAUAAACAUUGAAGAUGAAGAGGAUUCCUCUGAGUUGCAUGUUAUUUUGUUACGUCACUCUGCUGACCUGGCAAAGUAUAAUGAUGUUGCAGUGCGGCAAGUGGGAAUUUGAGGACAAACGAGGUCACUGUGUCCCCUGCUUUCCAUGUCUUCCUGGACAAGAGCCUGACAAGGAAUGUGGUUACGGUAAAGGUUUUGAAAUGAGCUGCAGGAGCUGCAUACAGGGCACUUUUAAAGACGGCUAUGGUUUCGGGUCCUGUAAACCCCACAAGGACUGUGCAAGUUUGAGGAAGACGUAUAUUCGUCUGGGGACACCAAUGACAGAUGCUGCCUGUGGACACUGUUUGCCAGGGCAUUAUACCUCAGUUGAAGAAACCUCAGGUGUAGAGAAAUGUCUUCCAUGUUCAUCUGCUCCAAUGGGAACUGUGGAAUGUUCGGGUUUUUAUUCCCAGCUCGUACGUGUGGCACGGAAUACCCAGCAUGCACAUCAGGCAGGCCUCUCAAAGUCUUCCAAUGAGAGCAAGGAGGUGGCACAAGAGGAAAAGCACACAGAAUAUGUUGUCUUCGCAUUGGUGCCAGUCUUCUGCAUUGUGGGAUUGUGUGGCAUUUUCAUUUGCAAUUUCCUAAAGAAGAAAGGAUACCGCUGUACCUCGGAAAAAUCUGAUGAGGAAAGCUCCAAUGGAAAACUGGCUAUUAACGCGAUUCCCUUCAGGUCAGACGAAACCAAUGAAGACACAAUUGGUGUGCUGGUGCGGCUGAUCACAGAGAAGAAAGAGAAUGCUGCAGCCUUGCAGGAGUUGUUAAAGGAGCAUGAACUCUUGGAGGUGACAGACUCCAACAAUGUGGCAGAAAUUCACAGUAAAAAUGCAUCAGAAAAGUUGGUUCCAUUGUUGAGCAUUCCCAAGCUUUGUAAGCACCACCACGUCCACACUGUACAGACGUCGGCAACCCUGUUGGGUUCCAGCUGUACACGAUGCAGUCAGAAGAAGUGGCCGAACUGUUGCUGAAUCCUCCCAUCCGGAACACCACAAAAACUGUCAAAGUAGGAACCCGGGCCACAGGCCUGGUGAAAUCACCAUCCUAUCCAUUGGCAGGUUCCGUGUUACCCAGAUUCCUGAACAGAAGCAGAAUUUAGUUGAUGGGAAAAAUCUGCCUGCGUUAAAGGAAAAUGAUUCAGUGGACAUUACCUGUGACAGCUCAAUGGACCAAAAAUUGCUGGGCUCAGUAAAAUGCCCAAAAUACACAGCCAGCCAGCAAGAGGUUGGUGACUGACUGGAAUUUAUUGAAGAUCCUGAAGAGGUCUGUAAGUUGCCCCCAGCUGGGGCUGAAGCAAAGGUGGAAAAUACAAGCCUUGGAACUAACAACAUUUAAGACACAAAAAAUCCCUUUCCCAAAUACUGUAGAUUAUCUGUGGCAAAAUGUGAGGAAGCCUGGUCUACCUGAAGAACUGCUGGGAAACACACUCAGUUAUGUGAACACACUUGGAAAGCUGAGAUUGGAGGAGCAAGGCCCAACAACAGCCCUAAAGCACAAAGUCCUACCUUUUCCUUCCCCUAUGUUAUUUUUAUAAUUGUAAAUUUUCUUUGGAAAAUAAGUUAUAACCUCAACUGCACACAAAGGUGCUAUUAUCUAUUUGUUUUCCCUUGGAUUUUUUAGUAAUAUUCAUUUGUUUGAUAAAGUUUCAUGCUCUCCUAGAUUUUUAGAUUCUAUUUUGAGGGCAACCAGAGUGCUUCUGUGGAACUAAGCUUAACAACAACCUUGUAUUGGUUCUACUAUUGGACCACACACUAUAACUACACAAGUCCAAGUUAUAGGACCAACAGCCAGUAGAGUAGGAAGAGGUAACUUUGCUUUGUUUUAAAGGAAAAAUGCAAUAAGAAGGCACGUUAAGCAGCCAGUUCUGAACAUGGUAUGAAAAUUAGUGAUUAAUAGGAAAGUCAAGAUUCAUUUCUUGCUGUUAUUUUAAAAAGGGACCAGUGUUUAAAGCACUCUCAUGAAACAAGUAAUGGCAAUGUUGUCCUUCCCAAAAAAAAAGCUUUCCCUGUGGUAAAUGAAUCAGAACAAAUCUGACCCAUUGACCAUUUUAAAGUAUUAAAGACAGGAACAAUAGAAAAAUAUCUUUCAACAUGGUGAAAAAAUAUGCAGCUUUUCUACUUCCUAUCUUCGUAAAUUGUGGUACUGUAAAGAGGUUUAAAAUGUCAAAAAGCAAUAAUAUAUCUUUUUAAAAGGAAAAAUCUAAUAAUUCAUUGAGCUACCUCUACAUUGCUGCCAUUUAGACAUGCCUGGGCUGCCAUUUGUUUAAGAAAGGGGAGGGUAUUUAGUGAUGUUUAACUUGGUGUUUGCUGUGUACUAACAGCACAUGCCUUCCCUUUGUUAACUAACUGCUGAUUUGUGUGGGUGUGGUUGAUGCCCACUGUUGCAACAGCUGUGUUUGCCUCAACCAGAAACUGGCAAAUCAUGCAUAGCGGAACUAGUUUAUUUGCGUAUGUGGAAUGUCUUGGCUUUGAAUUUAUUGUAUAGUCACUGUAAAUGCUUCAUGGGAGGAAACUGAGGCAGAGAUCCUAAAUGGUGAAGAGGCAAGUGGUCCAUGAUAGCUAUUCAGUUUAUUCUUUGUUUACUUACUGAUAGCCCUAACCUCAUUUGUAGAAUGCAAUCUUACUUUUUGGGGGGGGGGGGUGGUGGGAGGGAGAAAGAGGGGGGGCAGAAUUUGAUGUUCUGCCUGUGCAAUGAAAAUCCACCAGUUUGAGGUGUGCAUUCACCUGGUAUGUGCACAGCAGAGCCAUAUGCUAAGUAAUGCCUAGAGUUGGAACAGUCUGAGUGAACUUUCAUUACUGUGAUCCAAUUUCUGACAUGAGGUUCGAGUCAGAAAUGCAGACAGUAGUCGUCUGAUAAGAGCCUUGAGUUCUGGAGGUAAUUGUGAUAAAUGCACCACAAUCUUAAACCAGUAAUCAUAACAAGCCAACCAUUGAUUGUAGAACAAUAUACUAUUAUAUCCUGAAUUGUUAGAAACUGCAUUGGGUGGGUCAAACACCAAUGAAACAGGACUGCUUCCACCAAUUUGGAUUAGUGCAAGCAUAAUUAUUUCUUUAAAAUAUUUGUUUUUGUUUCAUUAGUGUCCUUUGUGUAAAAUGCUAAUAAAAUGCAAUUUUAAGAGGAUUAUAAAGAGCCAUCCAUUGACCCACAGUAUUCAGUGAGGAUGGUUACAUUGGCCUGCAUGCAUUAUUUUAUCUACCUUUAGACUUUUUAAUUGGGCCAGUGGUUUGAAGAAAAAUUUUUUUUUAAAAAAAAGAAUCACAGCAUUUUCACAUGCAACAAAUCUGAACUGACUAAAUUCAUUCAGACAAGAGUGUUUCUACAGCAAGUGAUAUAUCCAGAGCCGCCAUCAAUGGCAACUUGGAAUUUGCAUUUUACUGGCAGUACUUUUGGAAAUUGGGAAAGAGGCUGGGGGUUCUGAGGCAGUUACUGUAAAUGUGGGCUAUUGCUCCUGCAGUGCCAAUCAUUGUUUACCAAGGACAGGAGCAUGCACACAGUCAGUGCAAAUACACCAGUCUUGAUUUUGAAGAUUUACUCUGACCAUGAAGUGUUUUGUAACUUGUCCUGCAAAACAAAUGGAGUGGUUUCAAUGGCAGAGGACCAGCAUAGUAUAGAACUAAUCCUUCAGUCCGAUAUUGCCAGUAAGGAUAGGACAUCCAAGAUGCCAAUUCUAUAAUCUGAGUUUGCACAGACUACAGCUCAUGGUUUAUGUUAAGUGGAAUCUUUGUCCUGGUCAAACAAAAUAAAAACUUCUAGCUCCAUACUUGCUACAGGGAAAGGAAACAGCAUUUUAAAUUCACACAUGGCAGAUUAUUGAAACCACUAUUGGUGUGUUUAAUGAGUAUUUAGAGAGAGAAUCUGUUAAGUGUAGCACUGAAAAUGUGAUUCCUGAUUCAAUCCCCUUUUGUAAGACUUGUUUACAGCAUUUUAAUUUUGGGUGAAAAUUAAUUUGUAUAUUGCUGCUUUUUAAACUUGUUACUGUUUUAAUUUAUUUCUGGUUGUGUAACAUUUUUAGGACUUUCUAUAAAGUACUGACAUGUUCAAGUAGAUGCACUGAAUACAAACCAUUCUUGUACCAUGUGUUGUAUUUAUUUGGUUGGGUUUUGUUGCAGGAUUUUUAUUUGGGUUCUACUCAAUGAAAUAAAAUUUGUUAUUGUGUUGUAACAUCAG
This is a messenger RNA of Pristis pectinata (smalltooth sawfish), 4436 nucleotides long. It is a transcript of the gene relt, whose product is annotated as RELT TNF receptor. Gene Ontology annotation, biological process: apoptotic process. The record is from RefSeq and is a predicted model, not a curated record. Lineage: Eukaryota; Metazoa; Chordata; Chondrichthyes; Rhinopristiformes; Pristidae. Gene Ontology annotation, molecular function: protein binding. Bases 248 to 1240 code for a protein of 330 amino acids. The transcript has 12 exons.